AUCAAAAAUAAAUUUUUCAAAUAUGUUCUACCGUGUAUUUAAGGAAUAAAAAUAAAUUGACCAAUGGCCAUGUCUGAAGACAAACCGGAAAAGAAGUCAAUCGCUUCUAGUGAAGAAGUCGAUUUUCGAAAAAACACCAUGUCUGGGAGUCAAAUUCAAACUGUUUGGGCUGUACUUUGUGAAUUUUCCAAAGAAAGCAGUGUUCAUGGUGUCAGAUAUUUUGCGGAUAGCAACCGUCAUUCGGCUGAAAGAAUAUGUUGGGCAUUUGUAUUUGUAGUGUCGCUAUACUAUUGUGGAAGCAAUAUUCACCAAGUUUGGAUCAUAUGGAACACAAGUUUGGGAAUUGUAUCAUUUGCCGAAAAAUCAACGCCUGUAUGGGCGAUCCCGUUUCCAGCCGUAACCAUUUGCCCACUAACUAAAACCUACGUGGACAAAUUAAACAUGACCGAGGCAUUCCAUACGUUGUUAGCAGGUCAAAAAGACAAUAUGACUGAGGAAGAUUUAUAUCGAACGAAAGCUGUAAUUCAACUUUGUGAAGCACAUUUGGCGGAGAACUUUUUAUUGGGUCAAAAUUUUACGACAAGCGAAAUAUAUGAGAUAAUCAAAGAUGUUGCACCCGACUUUAACGAUACAAUGUUUUAUUGCAAAUGGCGUAAUGAUUUUAUCCCUUGUGAAACUAAUUUUCAACCGAUUCUGACCGGAGAAGGUCUUUGCUAUACAUUUAACUCUCUCAAUUCGCAAGAAAUUUACACAGAUGUGGUGGCCGAUGAAAUGAAGAUCGUAACAAAAAAUCCAAAUGCAACACAUUGGAGAUUAGAAGAUGGUUACAAAUAUGGAAACUAUGUUCAAACAUAUCCAUAUCGAGGGUUGGGCUCAGGAGACAAAGCAGGUCUGUUCACUUUGCUUCGUCUGUAUCAACAAAAUAUGGAAUAUUUAUGCCGUGGGCCAGUACAGGGAUUUAAAAUUGUAUUGCAUACACCAGGUGAAGUGCCACAAAUGUCGAAAGAUUAUAUCAUUGUGCCAAUAUUGCAAGAAGCGAUAGUAUCUAUUAAACCCCACUUGAUUACCACGUCGGAAAGACUACUCCCUUAUUCACCAAAUCAACGUCAAUGCUUCUUUACGUCAGAACGAAAAUUACGAUUCUUCAAAGCGUAUACAAAAAACAACUGUGAAUUGGAGUGUUUGUCCAAUUUCACAAAGCUUGAAUGUGGAUGUGUGCAAUUCUCAAUGCCGAGGGAUAGAAACACGGAAAUUUGUGGCAGCGAUAAAAUAAAGUGUUACAAUGAUGCUGAAGGUAAGUUGCUUGAAAAGAAUUUCAUCAAUAAUGAAAAUGCGGAGUCAGCUCCAAAAGGUUGCAAUUGUUUGCCAUCUUGUACAAUGAUUAAUUACGAUGUUGAGAUAUCUCAGGCCAAAUUCGAUUGGGUUGGUUUAUUCAAAGCAUUUAAGUCUCCAUUGGAUGAAUUCCCGGGAAUGGAACUGGCACGUGUGAAAAUUUCAUUUAAAAGAAAUGAAUUUGUUACAUCAGUACGGUCAGAAGCAAGUAAUUACACAGAUUUUUUAUCUUAUUGUGGCGGUUUGCUGGGUCUCUUCAUGGGCGUUUCUAUACUAUCAAUAUUUGAGAUCAUUUAUUAUUUUACACUUCGCUUGGGGUGUAUGCUUCACAUACUCAAAUCACGCAAACUGAAUGAGAAUGAUGAGGUUGUUCCAGUUGAGUCAAAUAUUCCGAAUAUUAAGGUCGUAACACCGGCAGACGAGAAAAUGGAAUAA
This is a messenger RNA of Contarinia nasturtii (swede midge), 1767 nucleotides long. RefSeq names its product pickpocket protein 28-like. Lineage: Eukaryota; Metazoa; Arthropoda; Insecta; Diptera; Cecidomyiidae. The transcript is spliced from 9 exons. Gene Ontology annotation, molecular function: ligand-gated sodium channel activity. The coding region runs from base 64 to 1767 and encodes 567 amino acids. Gene Ontology annotation, biological process: sodium ion transmembrane transport. The record is from RefSeq and is a predicted model, not a curated record. Gene Ontology annotation, cellular component: membrane.